GGAGGAAAAGAAGCAAUUCCGUGACCACAAAGGGACUCUUUAUCAGCGGACAGAUAUGGACGUUAAUGCACAACACAGACGCUAUUGUCUUUUGUAAGGAGGACCGCGUCCUCCGGUCGGAAAGCUCUGGUAUAUGAAGAGUUAAGACUCGACAUCCCAACUGUUUAUUUCGGCAGCUAGCAGGCUAACUGGCUAGAUACCUUACAGGAGCUAGACAUGGGAAGCCCGUGUGAGUUUGCUUAAUAGAGAUCUUCGUCGAGCUUUGAGGAGGCUGUUUUCCGUUCAGAUAUUAUCGGAGGUGAUUGAAAGUAUCCGUCAACCUGCCUCGUAAGGAACUUUGAAGAAUGAUACCAACUGAACGCUAAAGCAUUUCACUACUACAGACCCGGAGAGGAGCACACACACACACAACAAAAAGUCAGACAGGCUCGCUGGCUCGAGGUUACACUCAAACACCAAGAAGGGAGAACAUGACUCACUGGCCUCUGCCAGAGACUGGCACAGGGCAGCUGCGCCAACCUUGCCCCUGCCUGCGGCUUUAGAAACUACCCCGUUGCACCAUGACGGAGAGGCACUGAGGUAGCUCCCUGACAAUCAUCUCAAUACCUCUCCUCCUCCUCCCUAUCCCUUAAGACCCCUCCCCCCCCGCCCCUGCCCCGUCCCCAUCAUGCUGCGAUUCCUGCCUCUCAAACUUGGCCGCCUGUACCGCUGUCUGAAACUCCUGUUCGUGGUGGGAUUGUUUGUCAUCUUGUUGAUGAACACCCACAACCUGUUCGCCUCCUUCCAGAAGAAUGAGCUCACUGACAGGCGCUUCAUCAACCUCAACAAGUGUCCUGCCUGCUUUGGCACCAGCUGGUGCCGCAAGUUCAUGAACGGCCAGGUUUCCUUUGAGACCUGGGGUCGCCUGCGAUUCCUAGACGUCUUCAAUGUCAAGAAUGUUUACUUUGCCCAGUACGGUGAGCCCAGGGAGGGCACCCGUCGCGUAGUGCUCAAACGUCUCGGCUCCAACCAGGAGCUGGCUGAGAUAGACCAGAAAAUCUGCAAGAGGGCCACAGGUAGGCCACGCUGUGACCUCAUCCAGGCAAUGUACAAGACAGAAUUUGCCCGGAUCAAUGGCGAUGUUCGUCUGCUCACUCCAGAGGUGGUGGAGGGGUGGUCAGACCUGGUGCACUGCCCCUCUCAGAGGCUGCUGGAUCGCGUGGUCCGCAGGUAUGCUGAGACCAAAGACUCAGGCAGCUUCCUGCUCAAGAACCUUAAGGACACAGAGAGAAUGCAGCUGCUCAUGACCUUGGCGUUCAACCCGGAACCGCUCGUACUGCAGAGCUUUCCGUCAGACGAAGGGUGGCCAUUCGCCAAGUACCUGGGAGCGUGUGGGCGCGUGGUAGCUGUCAACUACGUGGGCGAGGAGUUGUGGAGCUUCUACAACGCGCCCUGGGAGAAGAGGGUAGACCUGGCGCGGCAGCUGAUGGACAUCGCCGAGCAGCUCACCAACAACGACUUUGAGUUUGCCCUAUACCUGCUCGACGUCAGCUUUGAUAACUUUGCGGUCGGCCCUCGCGACGGGAAGGUCAUCGUCGUUGACGCUGAGAAUGUUCUCGUAGCAGACAAACGGCUGAUCAAGCAGAACAAGCCAGAAAGCUAUGACGUGUGGUACGAGAGCCGCUUUGAGGAUUGUGACAGGGAGGCCUGCCUGUCUUUCUCCAAGGACUCUCUUUGUUCCAGGGUCACUGUAGACCACAACUACUAUGCCGUGUGCCAGAAUCUGUUGUCGCGGUACGCUACGUGGCGGGGCACUACUGGAGGCCUCCUCCAUGACCCCCCCGCCCACAUAGCCAAAGAUGGACAGCUCGAGGCCCUGUUAGACGAGUGCACCAAACCCAAAAAGCGCUACGGCCGCUUCCAGGCGGCUAAGGAACUGCGCGAAUACCUCACACAGCUAGCUGCUGCUUCCUACUCUGCUACGGCAAGGAACCAGAGAGACUGAAACAGCUGCACAUAGGAAAAGGAAGGGGAUAAUUGGACAGUGGCAGUCCCUUGAUGCAGAUGUGCCUAUACCAAAGAGGCUAUAUGUAAUAUUAAGAACCCUGAGCAGUACAGAGUGACAGCACCUUUCCCUCCAGUUGUUCACCACUAGAGUUGUCCAAAGCAACACAACACGUACACAAUCUUCUAUGAGCUAAUUUUCCUAUAACAACGAACCAAAUCUAGAGAUAUCGAGAGAAAGAUUGGCCAUUCUUAAUGUUACACAAUCCCCUCACGUAGGAUUGAUAAAUGAUGAUCAGUUAGGCCUAGACACAUUUUUCUUGAACAAGGUCCAAAAAUCUUGACUUAAAGAAUCAGGCAGAUGAAGUGGAUUUUAAAAGGACAAGGAACAGUGUAAAACUGCAUAGUAGUGGCCUCCAGUGCCAGAUUUCCUUUAAAUGUCUUUAUCUGAUAAAUGAAUCCUAUUGUCAAACUGCACUGGUAAAGUUUUUGCAUCCACUGAAAAGUUUUGUGGAAUAUUUAAGCAUUCAGUACCACUUAGAGGCUGCGUUGAUUUUACACUCAGUGGACCAACAAAUUAAAACAUAAUCACAAACAUAGGCUCAUUCAGUAACGGAUUAUGAGAGAUCUUACUCAAAUAAAAACUUGCCUCUGUAUGUUUUGUAUGUCAUCUGUCUCGAUGUUGUGAAUCAGAUGCUAAAUGCCCAAUGGAGUGUUGUGUAGCAUGGUCAACUUACAGGCCAAUAAUCAAGUAUACAUGAACCAUUACAGGGGAAACUAAAAAGCACAGAAGAUGUUUUUCUUUUUCUUUUUUUUGGGCCUUCUGCGAGACCCGGGGAGACAACGGGACAGUUUGGAAAAGCAAUAAAGAGAAGUUUGGCUUAUGGAUUUUUACCCCCACCAUCCCACAUUUGUUGUGUCCGAUAUUUUUCUGUUUCCCCAGUCUGGAGGACGGUUCAACCUGGAGGGAUUUGUACGUGCAUAACUAACUGUCCACUUUUGUACUGUAAUUUUUCUUUUAAGUAUUAUAUCAGCAUUGUCUGAUUUUUCCUGUGCCUUUCAUUCAAAAGUUGUAUUUACAACUUUUAGUGGGUUUAAAUAUUAAAAUAAAUGA
Molecule: messenger RNA, 3097 nt
Organism: Scomber scombrus (Atlantic mackerel)
Lineage: Eukaryota; Metazoa; Chordata; Actinopteri; Scombriformes; Scombridae
Gene: dipk2ab
Product: divergent protein kinase domain 2Ab
Exons: 5
Coding region: 668-1984 (438 amino acids)
Source: RefSeq, a predicted model, not a curated record